GCAAGAAAGAAGUAUGGGUGCAACAAGUAAAGCUUCUUGGAUGGUGGCAGCAAGUAUUGGUGCAGUUGAGGCCUUGAAAGACCAAGGUGUUUGCAGAUGGAACUAUCCUCUAAGGUCACUUCCCCAGCAUGCGAAGAACAUUAUUAGAUCAUACUAUCAAGCCAAGAAACUCUCAGCUCAGUCUUCCACAUAGAGCUAA
This is a messenger RNA of Quercus robur (English oak), 199 nucleotides long. RefSeq lists its product as uncharacterized. The record is from RefSeq and is a predicted model, not a curated record. The transcript has a single exon. The coding region runs from base 14 to 193 and encodes 59 amino acids. NCBI's taxonomy places the organism in Eukaryota, Viridiplantae, Streptophyta, Magnoliopsida, Fagales, Fagaceae.